AUGUCGUGGCCGAUGUCUCCAGCAUCUCAACCUUCAUCAUCAUUGCAGUCAUCGACUUCCUCCCGCAUAUUCCACAUCUACAAUUCCUUCCCGAUACAUUACAGGAUAUCAGACUCCCAGAAACGGCCCCUCUACCAUGUCGAUAACUCCUAUUUCACUCCCGGCACCCCUGACCUAAGCCUACAUCUAGGCGAAGAUAGGAAAGGCCCGGUGGCCGCCGUUUGCAAAUUCGUCCUAUUUUCAACCUGCUCGAAAAUCGGGUUAACAACCAAGAGCAAGAAGAGAUGUAACGAUUAUAUAAGUAAUGACGUUUUCAAAAUCGACCAUGUUAGCACAAGCACCGAAGAUAUGGCGUGGGAAGACAUGACUAGGCAAAGCCGAGACCAUUCAACAUAUAGAUUCGAAUUGGACCUUCUCAUGCAAGAUCAGCAAACGGGAGCAGGACUCGGACGCCGCGCGUUCGUCUGGAAGAGAACUCAUUCUAUGGGGGUGGAAUCUUCUAAGCCAUCCAAGCUAAGCGCAUGCAAUUAUAAGCUGGUCGAUGAGGAGACGGGUAAGAUUGUUGCGGUUAUUGCAAACAACGGGUUAAAGAGCAUGAACAAGAAGGGGAAGAUUGAAGUAUUCGAUACCGAUGAAUAUGCGUUUGCAGGGGAACGACUUGAUGUUAUGAUUUUGAUAACUGGGAUUGCCCUGUUUGAGAAGGAAAGAAGAAGGAGGGCACAGCGGAGGUACGAUUAUUAUUGA
Messenger RNA from Arthroderma uncinatum, 744 nucleotides. RefSeq lists its product as uncharacterized. The record is from RefSeq and is a predicted model, not a curated record. The transcript has a single exon. Lineage: Eukaryota; Fungi; Ascomycota; Eurotiomycetes; Onygenales; Arthrodermataceae. Bases 1 to 744 code for a protein of 247 amino acids.